This is a messenger RNA of Zerene cesonia (dogface butterfly), 5252 nucleotides long. RefSeq names its product proteoglycan 4 (gene ImpE2). NCBI's taxonomy places the organism in Eukaryota, Metazoa, Arthropoda, Insecta, Lepidoptera, Pieridae. The transcript has 11 exons. The record is from RefSeq and is a predicted model, not a curated record. The coding region runs from base 186 to 1763 and encodes 525 amino acids.
ACAACACGGCAACACUACAAACAAAUUUCAAUUUUUGUAUCGCGCUGUCGGUGAAGUGAUGAAUAGCAACGACGCUUUCACGUUAAACUUAUUAUUUGUUUGAAAUUGUGUACUUUUCAGUGUAAACAAGUUCAGUGUGUUUAGAAAGUGUUUUAAACUUCGAAGAAGCGCAAAUAUCGUAAGCCAUGAGUCAAAAAGUGACGCGGAAAGGGCCGAUAGCAGAAGACAAGGAAAAGAGGCAUGCAGAUAGUCCAGUUAAGGAUAUGAAAAAGAAAGUGGCUGCAAAUGCUGAAAAAGAGAAACAGAUCGCGGAGAAGGAGAAAACCGCUGACAAAGCCUCUGCAAAUGACAAACAGACAGAAAAAGCUACAGCGAAGACAGAAAAAAACGUGAAGAAAGAUGAGGCAAAAGAAAAAGUCGAUAAGAAAGAUAAGCCCGCAGAGAAAAUCGCAGAAAAGGCCCCAGAGAAAAGAGCAGACAAUGUAGAAAAGAAAGAGAAAAGUGUCGAAAAAGUAGCAGAUAAAAAAGAUAAGCCUACAGAAAAGAAAGAAGCAGUAGUUGCUCCAACAGAGAAACCUAAGGAGGAGAGCAAAGAAAACGGCAAGGCCGAAGCAUCGGACAAGGGCAAGAAGGAGCCGCCGGCGAAGGCGGCGAAACAGAACGGCGCGCGGCUGAACGGCGACGCGGCGGAGGGCACGGUGAGUUCGGACGACGACGACGACGGCCUCUUCCCUGAGCUCGCGUACGAGGACUCCGACAUGGAGUGCUUCGAGCCGCCCACGCCCGACGGGCCCAGCCGCAGCUACACGAGGCGCUCGCAGGUGAAAGCAAGUCGCACGCCCGAGACGCCGCGCCCCGCGUCCGACAAGCAGGCGGACAAGGACUAUGUGCCUGAUGAUCCGAAAGAGUCGAAACUCCUCAAGCUGAAAGACGACGCGCCGUCCGACCGCAAACUGCGCUCGUCCGAUUCGCCCAAGCCGCAGGAGAGGAAGGAGAAGGGAGACGCGGGGAAGGCGCGAGAGACAGAGACGGGAGACGCAAACGACACCAGGCCCGAUGAGAAACUGGACAUGGAGGUUACGGUCGAGGUGGAGACUGAAGACGCGGAGGCGCGCAAGGCGGGCACCAACUACUCGCGCUCGCGCGUGCGCGUGUCGCCCUACCGCCGCGCGCGCCCGCCCGCCGACACCACGCAGUCCUCCACCCUCGCCAACUACCCAGGCAACAACACGACAAUGGAGAUGGACGUGACGGAGACGUCCAUAGUGUCGGAGGAGCUGCCGGCGGCCGAGAGCCCGUACCUGAGCGGGCUGCGCAGCAUCCGCGGCCGCCGCUCCUACAAGCGGCUCGGCGACGUGCGCGCCGCCAGCCCGCUGCGCCCCAACACCAGCGGUAUGAGCUCUAUAGAGCAGUCGUCCCGCCCCACCGGCACGGUGGUGGGCCGCAAGCGCAAGCCGGAGCCGCCGGGCCCCGGCGCGGGCCCCGCGGAGGGGGCGGGCCCCGGGAGCCACGGGGGCCCCGGCGAGGGCACGAAGCGCGCGCGCCUGCUGGAGCGGCUGGGCGGGCUGGCCCGGCCGUUCCGCUUCAGCGCGGAGCGCGUGUGCGUGGAGAGCACCGCUGAGAUAGUGGGCAUUAACACCGACCUGCCCCUAACCGCCCCCGUCGCAACGGCUGACCCGGAAGCGAUGAAACACGUGACGUCGACGCCGAUACAGUCGCGCGUCACGCAGCAGCCGCGGGACAAGCGCUGUUCUAUUAUGUAACGACAACUUAACAAAAGGUAAGCGGAGAUAUUUUGCCUUAUAUUGAUAGUGUCACAAUGUGUCGAGUACGUGAAUUGUUGUAAAGGAUGAGGAAAUAUAGUGUUUAACGGAUUUAAAUCGAGUUUUGUGCAACAAAACUGUAUUUUUUAUAAUGUGCAAGAUCAUAAAAAAAUAAUUAAUUAUGAUUAAAACCUCUCGUAUCGCCAGUUUUCUGUCUCUUCAGAACGUCAAAUGACUUGCAAAUCAAAGAGACAAAAAACUGAUUUCAAAUAUAUGUUAAAACCGUCUGAUACAAUAGAAUAUAAUUCGAUACAAUAUCCUUACCUAGAGCUAGAUAGAGAGAAGGAUAUCUUAUAGUCUAUCUCGCUCCAACUAAAUGAAUAACUCCGUGAUAGAAUGAGACAACAUAUACAGUAACUUGUCAUAUAAAUUUGUUAUAAUUUAUUAUACUUAAUGCAAAUUAAGGAGUUUUAAACAAAAUUGAUUUAAUUUCAGUGUAAAAUAAAAGAAAAAAAGCAUGUUUUAUAGCCUAGAUAAGGUAUUUUUAAAGAACAGUAGACAAUUGCAUCAUAAAUUUCGAUUUAAAUCCGUCAUGUUUGAAUCGUGUAAAAUAUUUUGAUCAUAUUAUGAAAUUUCAAUCAAAAAUGUAUUUACAAUUUUUGCCCCCAUUUUCAAAAGGGGAGUUACUUCUAAAUGAUAUUUAUCUUGAAUUUUUUGUAUUUUUCUAUUAAGCAGUUAAAUGCAUUUAGAAAUUUAACUACACAAAAGAUAAUUUAACAUAACACCAUAUUUUUAAAAGGAUCAUAAUUUUUUUUUAUCUUUAAGUUACCACAAACUGUGUAUCUCGUGAAAGAGUAAGCGAGAUGACAAUACUGUGCGAGUGAGAUAGCGAUAGCGCCAUGUUUCUUAAAUUUAAACAACAUAUUAUGCAUUCAACUGCUUGAUAUUGCAAACAGUGCUUUAUCUCUUGUGAAUAAGGUCUAUAAUGUGUAAUUGUGUUAUCUGGUUAAUAAAAUAUCAAAGAACAAUGAUUAUUAUCGGAUCGGAUUGUUAUACUGAUAAAAAAAUACUUGUUCGAUGCGACAAAAUGUUCGUUUGUUUUUUAAACAAAUACGAUGAAUUGUCGUUAAAUCUAAAUGUUGCGACUAAAUGUCGUUUUAAUUGUAGAAAGAUGCGGCUAAAUUUCAAAUAUAUACAAUAAAUCAUAUAUCGUUGAGUGUAAACGCUGCGAAUUGUUAUCUGUACCAAAAAAAUAUGACAAAUUGUAGCGUUAUUUCUUAUAGCAUCCGACAAAAAGUCGCCCCAUUGCAAACGUACAACGGUACGGUGUUUUAAACGUGGACUUGUUAUAAGUUUUAUCAAUGGACUUGUUAAUAAAAUAAUAUAAUGGGAAUUUAUAUAAUCAUAAGUGAUAUUAAGAGAUUUAAAUAAUUUUUUUUUUUUGUGUUAAUUUCGGCUGAGUAAUCAGUAGGCAGUUUGUCCCGCGGUUUUGAACGCUAUUAUGAAAAUUGAAUUAUCACAUUAUUGUAUUUAUAUUUGGAAAAUAAUAAUUGGGCCAUUUUUUUUUAUAAAAUUAAGUGUUUUAAUGUACCUUGUAGUAGAAAGAGAAUUCCAAAAAUAGGGAACAACAAAGGUUCUUGGAACACUGCAUGUACAUAUAAAUAUUUUUUUUAGUACAAAAAAAUAUAUGUAUAUCAAAAAUACAAAAUAUUGAGUCUGUUUAAUAUCUCUUAAUAUAUUAUUGUACUUUGUAUUAUAAACUCCUAUUAUAUUUACAUCAAUAGGCUAAGGUAGGUUAACAUUUGAGCACUAAAAUAAAGUGUUGCCUCAACUCAAAAUUUGUAGUGCGAAGCAUAAAAAAAACAAAGAAAAUACUAGAAGGGUUUUUUUCAAAUAGGGCAACACUCUACUUUAGUCAAUUGAGAAUUUGGUAAAUAGAGAAUCCAAAGUUUUGAUAGCAAUCAUGUACAAAAUAUAUGUGCAUUUUAUAUAAAUAAAAUAUAAGAGAGUCGUCGACGGUUUUUAUUUUAAAUGUUACUUUACUAACAUAGUUUUUUUUGCACGAAUGAAUCCUAGAACCUAAGGUUAGCAAAAUUAAGAGCUAUGUGCAAAUUUUUAAGGUCUUAGUUUGAUUAAGAUGUUGGUUUACUUGGCACUUUUUGUCGAGACUAAGUAAAAAUCAUUAAAAUAAUUCAUGACAAUAGAACCACCGUGAAAACCACGUCCAUCCACCGAAUUGGUAUUGCCAUAUAGAAGUUUAUGCCAUUGUGUUUUUCUUUUUUAAUUCUGGUAAUAUUUUUCUUUAUCUGUGCUCGAUUAGUUUGAGCGCUACCUAGUUUAGGUUCUAAAAUAGGUCUAAAAUAGAUUAUACAUUAUCUCAAUGACGCGAAACGAAACGGAGUGUUGUUUUCAAUUGUCAUGUUCUCAAAUUACACUUAAAUUUGAGUAUAACUCAAGCAGGAUUUAUACACCAUAGGCGAUAAGUUCAACAACUUAAAGUUGAAUGUCGAUUAAAAUUGAGCUAAUAGAAUAUAAUGGUGAAAAGAGGAGUUAAUACGGUAUGUCUAUUUUGUAUUUAAUUAUUAUAUUUUGGACAACUUUUGAACACUUCUAGUUUUUUUUUUUUAUCUUAUAUCACCCCGUUUCGCUUUGUGAAUACCGCCUUCUAUAAGAUGUGUUCAAGGCAUAUUACUGUACAUUUAGUUUUGCAAUAAUGACUCGCAGAAUCGGAAGACAAUCAAGCGUGUUGCUGAUAGCUUAAGUUUUGCAUUCUGAGCUCGAAUUCUUUAACGACACGUCAUAUGCGGGUCACUAAUUCGUGCAAACAUUCGUAUGUUCGUACAAAUGUUUGCGCUCCUACAGAGGUAUGCAUAUGCAGAUGUCAUGCGAAUAUGAUCAGCAUUAAUCGUGUAAGAAUACGCAGGAUAAUUUUAAGUGAAAUGGACGCGAAUUUUUUGUGACAUUUUAGUACAGAACGAGUGUUGAAAGAACAGUUUUAUAAUCUGUAUUACUUAAUGUGUCCACAUAUAUAUAGCAAAGAAAGUAUUUCAAGUGAAAUUAUUAUAAAUUGUUUACAGUUAACACGCUAUAAUUGUCUACACUAAGAUUUAUUAUAAUUUGAAAUUCGAUUAUUUUGUGAAGGAUAUGAAAGAAUAAUGGUUUUUGCUUGAGUGAUACCCAGAGGUAAUCUUUUUGUAAAAAAAUCAUGGCAACACAUUGGUUUAUAGCAGUUUGAAGGAAAUACAAACGGAACACUAUUUCGCAUUUAUUUGUAUAAAAAUCGAUUGAGUUUUGCAAAACGAGUAGCGACUGUAAACAAAACUAAGAAGUAUUCUGUAAGUCUGUACUAAAUGUCGCAUUUACUCAAAAUUGGUACAGAAAGUAUUUUUGUUCGUCCAUUUCGGAUAUAAUACGUUAACGUAUAGAGUAAGUAGGCUAGUAUAGAUUUGAAUGGAAAUUAUAAUUUUUGUUAAUAAAUUUUUAAAUCGG